CCCAGAUUUACCUGCAUCGUUAUCAGGACUUGUCCGCAGUCCCUGCGCCCCUGAGACUGUCGUCGAAACAUGUGCUAUUUCCAUUUCGCAUUCAACUGGCUCGCGGUUAACGACAGUGUUUCCCUCUGGUUCUGAUGAGCUUGACGCGUCUGUUGUGUAUCGAUUCUAAUGAUAAGCGACUCGAAAUGUCAAUGUCCAGCAAUUACUGUGAGUUGUCAAACAGCUGUGUGCCAUCAAUCUCGAAGGGCGUGAAAUUCAUCCGGAGACUAUCUGCCUAUCACCAACAGCUCUGCGGACUUGUCCCUCCAUGCACAGGAAUUAGACGCCAGACACAAUUGCUCCGAGAUAUCUGGGACACUAGUCAAUUAACGUCGCUAAAGUCCAGACUCCAGUCCAUCGGACCUGAUAUGGCUCCGCACUGAUCGGGUAAAGGGCGUGUCGUGAGAUGCUAUCUUGAAUCAUCUCGUCUGUAUAUCAAAUAUCAAGAAGACAUCAAGCAAUUACAGGAACCACCUUGAACAAUACAAACAUUUUGGAAUUUAAAAAGCGACACCAGCACCCAUCUCACAUCUCUCAAGUCCCGUGCAACAGAAGCCAUCACAAUGGCGAAUAGGGGACGCACUCUAGACCCUGAGGUCUUUUGUAUUAGGGACUUGAAGGAGAAGGCGUCCAAGAAUUUGCCCAAGAUGUACAGAGAAUACUUCAAUGAAGGUGCCAUGGACAUGAUAACUCUACGCGACAAUGAGGCGGCCUUUGAUCGUUAUCGAAUACGUCCUCGCAUCUUGAAGAAUGUUUCGCACAUUGACACUUCCACAACCAUCUGGGGAAGCAAGGUCCUGUUCCCGUUCGGCUUCUCCCCGGCUGCAAUGCACAGAUUGGCUCACCCUGAAGGCGAAGUGGGAACUUCCAGGGCCUGCGCGGCGUUGAACGUGGCCAUGGGCCUUUCCGCAUACUCAACCGACUCUCUCGAGGACGUCAUCGAGCAAGGGUCAGGGAAGACGAACCCAUACGCUAUGCAAGUCAGUCUACUCAAAGACAAGAAACUGACUCUCCAACUUCUAAACAGAGCUGAAAAGGCCGGCUACAAGGCCAUCCUACUUACCGUCGACGCACCAAUGCUUGGUCGUCGUCUCAACGAGUUUCGCAACGGUUUCGGUAUGCCCAAGGAUAUGAGAUAUCCGAAUAUUGCUCCAGACAUGGACGCUAGCAACCUCGAAGGAGGUGACAACGAACUCGCAUAUGAAAAUGGAGUCAAUUGGGACGAAGCGAUUUCGUACGUCAAGGGUCACACCAAUCUUCAGAUUUGGGUCAAAGGACUGUACACGGCCGAAGAUGUCGCCACGGCAAUCUCGUACGGCUUGGACGGCGUGGUCAUUUCCAACCACGGUGGUCGCCAACUCGACAGCGUCCCGGCCACUCUGGACGCCCUUCGCGAAUGUGCGCCGGUGGCCAAGGGCAAGAUCCCCAUCGCCAUCGACGGGGGUAUCCGAAGGGGGACCGACAUCUUCAAGGCGAUUGCCCUAGGGGCGGAUUUCUGUUUUGCUGGGAGGAUACCCAUUUGGGGCCUGGCUUACAACGGUUCAAAGGGUGUGGAACUAGCCAUCAACCUCCUUUACGACGAGUUCAAAUUGGCCAUGGGACUUGCAGGAUGCAAGAGUGUAUCGGAAAUCAACCGUGGCCACUUGUCAAUCCUAGAAACCAACGGAAUCCUGUCCAAGUUAUAA
Exophiala oligosperma is the source of this 1724-nucleotide messenger RNA. RefSeq lists its product as uncharacterized. Bases 603 to 1724 code for a protein of 373 amino acids. The record is from RefSeq and is a predicted model, not a curated record. Lineage: Eukaryota; Fungi; Ascomycota; Eurotiomycetes; Chaetothyriales; Herpotrichiellaceae. The transcript has 8 exons. Gene Ontology annotation, molecular function: FMN binding; oxidoreductase activity.